This is a messenger RNA of Colias croceus (clouded yellow), 1217 nucleotides long. Its product is annotated as stress response protein nst1-like. NCBI's taxonomy places the organism in Eukaryota, Metazoa, Arthropoda, Insecta, Lepidoptera, Pieridae. The record is from RefSeq and is a predicted model, not a curated record. The coding region runs from base 44 to 937 and encodes 297 amino acids. The transcript is spliced from 5 exons.
AUGUACCUUUCCCACGUUAAUAUAUAAUUAUGGAAGUGCCAUAAUGGUGUUUUGUUAUAAAAUUAUUACAGAGUCACCACGUCGCUCGCACUGUGUGUCUCCAAGGAAGGCUUCACCGCGACGAAUUUCUUACAUUAACAGUACGACAUCAGAUCUCAUUGGAACAUUGGAUUAUGACGCUACAAAUGCGUCCAACAGCGAUGUCCUCGAUUCGAUUCCUGAACGAGACAUCAAACUGCUGCAAGCGCUGGCCCGUAAGAGAGAAGAGAAUCAGGAAAGGGAGAAGCUGGCGGAGUACUUCCAGAAGAUGUGGCUGAAGGAAAAGGAAGAGAGGGAACUUGUGGAAGCAGAAACAUCAGAACAAUACAAACGGUAUCUACACGAGAAGAGAGCGCAAGAGCGGAGCAUGAACGAGUACAGAACGUUCCAGAAGAUGGCGGAACAGCAGGCGAGGCGGGGACAGUUGUUGGACUGCAUCAGGUAUAAGGAGCAGAGGAGCGCAGACUUGAGGGCUUGGAAGGAAGAUAAGAAGAUAUCAAAACUAAUAGACAAAGCAAUGGAAGAAGAAGCGCGCAUACAGCUAGCAAUGGAGCGGCGUUGCCGGCUCGAUGCCGCGGAUACGUUGCGGCGCCGCAUCGAGCUGCUGCACGCGCAGAGGAAGGAGGACGAUGCGCGGCAACGUCGCUGUGCCAUCUUAAGAGAUGCUUCUAAGCGUGUAGCCAUAACAAACGCUCUCAGCAGCUGGGAGACAUCGCUCCAACGGCACGAACUUGCAGCGCAAGACGCGGCGAAGCGCGCAAUGUUCGCGACGCAGCACGCGAUAAAACGCGCAAGAAGCGGGAGAGUGACGCGUGCUAUGGAUAGAAGGCGCGCGAGAGCGAGACGGAUAGCUGCUGUCACUGAGCUCAUGCGAGAUGUUGUUAGGAAUAAUUAUUAGUUUGGAAGGGGACUAGGAUAUAAAAAAAAUCUAAUGUAACUCUGGCUGGUAAAAUACGAUAAUUAAAAAAAAAACAAUGUCAAUAAAAUGAACACUGGCUGGUAGAAAAAAAAUAUUCGAGCUGAAUAGAACUAGAAUGUUCGAUGUUCACGACGCAACAUGCGAUCAAACGCGUGCGGAGCGGGCGAGCGACGCGCGCUAUCGACAGGCGGCGCGCGAGAGCGAGACAGAUAGCUACUGUCACUGAGCCUAUACCCAAUGUUGUUGGAAAAAUUAAAAA